Molecule: messenger RNA, 723 nt
Organism: Penicillium alfredii
Lineage: Eukaryota; Fungi; Ascomycota; Eurotiomycetes; Eurotiales; Aspergillaceae
Product: CSN8/PSMD8/EIF3K family protein
Exons: 2
Coding region: 1-723 (240 amino acids)
Biological process (GO): COP9 signalosome assembly; protein deneddylation
Cellular component (GO): COP9 signalosome
Source: RefSeq, a predicted model, not a curated record
AUGGAGCUGCUGCCACUUUCUACUGAGCAACUCUCGAAGCUGGCGGCUUCCAAUGUGCCACCAUCUCAACUCUUCGAAGUCUUGUCGCAAUACGAAGCCGAAGCUUGUCUGAUCCCUGCAGAGGGUGAUAGCUCUCAGACCGACAAUUCUGGCUUGGAGUUGUUGAGCCUUUUCUAUUCUAGUUUCUUCCUCACCCACCUUCUAACCGAUCAAAUACCCGAAGCCCGUGCCUUGACCAAGCGAAUGCCCGAAACCCUCCGGAACAAGGACCCUUCUCUGCAGAAUUGCCUGACACUAUUACGAGCCGUAUGGCAAACCCAACACGACCAAGUCUAUCAGAUCCUGCGGAGGUUGCCGUGGCCAGAGGCACUGCAGCGACUAGUACAAAGAUACGAGAGUAUGGACUUGUUCCUGCCAGCUAUCUUCCAGUCAAGUACUGACAUCAGCUCCAUAGGCUUCUUCCAAGACAAGUCUUUGGUUGCACUCAGCCAUUCCUACGAGGCAAUACGACCUGCAACCGCAGCGGGAUAUUUAGGCCUUGACCAAAAGGCCGCUGAGAAUGGCGACCCAAACAUCAUAACGAAAUUCAUCGGGUGUGGAUGGACAUGGGAUCCGGAGACUCAGUUGCUGCACCCUAAACCGAUCGCUGUACCAUCCCCCCAUAACCAGACCACGAAUGGCAUUCGAGAAGCUAUGGCCAUGCUUGGAAACCGGGCAGGUUGA